CACCUCAGCUGUAGCGAGGAGCGCAGGCAGCCAGCAACCAGCGCGUCUCCGCCUACCAAUAGGCAUGCUCGGCUCAGCCUCCGUGCACGGCUCAGUCUCAGCAGGGAACGCUGAGCGCAGGGGGAACUGCGACGGCCGCGCCAAGCAUCUUCCCAGUGAUGGCCUCUGCUGAGCAACCGUGCUCCAGCUUGCACCAGCGGCUCUGCACAUAAGGAACACACCCGCGUUUGCCCUCCCGCCCAGAAGUGAGAGAGAGAGACAGACGCCACCAUGUACAGCGUGGAGGACCUCCUCAUUUCUCACGGAUAUAAGUUGCCCAGGAGCGGCCCCCCGUCUGCCGCGCCUUAUGACAAGCGCCCCGCUGACUGCCAGCGCGACCUCGUGGACAACAGGGCUGGCCGAGGGACGCUGAACGGGUAUGAGGCCGACCGCGGGGCGUCUAUCACGGGCCUCUACGGCAGCAGGCAGGCACUGGUGAAGGGCUACCCCGCCGCGGACAUCGAGGGCGGGGAAAGGAUCCUGAGGAGGAAGGAGCUCGGCAUCGGUAUCCUAGGUGACGCUCAGCCCUUGGGCGAUUCUCUGGCCACAGAUAGUGGGUUCUACGAUGUUCCUAGUUUGACUUAUUCAGAGUCGCUGAGCCACGACGAGAGGGAUGUUUCCUACUGGCGGAGGCGAGGUCAGGACUUUAGUAUCCUCCUGGACUAUGCUGAUGGCAGGGAGCUGAGGGCCUCGGCUGGCGCAUGGAGGCCACAGGCCCUGAUCGCAGCAGAGGAACACAGAGCAGAGAGGCAAGCGCAGCAACUAUGGGAAGACAUUUCCUGGCUAAGGGACCUGGAUGCAGCCCCUGGUCAGCUAAGGGUGACUGGAGAGAGGAAGUGCCAGAGCCUCGGUACAGAGGAGUGGAGGCCUGCUGUGGGCCUGGGAAGGCAGCUGUCCGAUGGGGACGGGGACAGGUGGGCUCAGGACCAGUACCGUCUGAGGACACCUGAGGGUUUUUUUCACCCAAGAACUAAGGCAAAGUCUCAGUCUCUCCCCAGAGUUUUGUCACCCGAUGGAACUGCCAGCAGGGAGCUUAUUCCCUCCAGGCCGAGCCUUCCUGAUAGACAGAGGAUAAGCAGCACUGUCUUCUCUGGACCCUAUAGUAGGUAUAUCUAUAGUGGUGCUGUUGUCAGGGACCGGUGGGGUAGGAAUGCAGGGCCAAGCAGCCAUGUUGCACUUUUACCAAAGCCCAGGUUCAGCAGGCCUUUAAAGCCUCCGUCUUAUGAGAUUCACCAGCAGACUAGGGGUAGCGCAGAAAUGCUCGCUAUAGAGCAAGGUGCCAAACAAAAAGAAAGGCCUAUCUACUAUCCAAGGGGUGGGGAGCUGAGACAAGACUAUUUCGCACAACACUCCCUCACUGGAAUGGAGCCCCCGGGCUACAUCCCACCCCCAUCUUAUAGAAGAGGCCCACCCCCGAGAGCAGUUUCGAUGAACCGCAAUGAAAUGGCAAACCUAAGAUGGAGGGCGGAAUCUCUGCAGAUGCCCCACUCAGAUCCUGGAAGGUGGUUUUACAGACAGGCAGGUUCGUGGCUGGAACAUUACGGAGCCCGCGCUGCUUCCUAUAGAAAACUGCUACAUUCUGGACACGAAGAACAACCAGGCCAUGCCCGUCCAUUACCCUCCGAAGACCCAAGAGUGAAGCAAAUCUCAGGAGGGCCUUGCGGAAAUUCUCUCACUGACACUGACAAGAUCCGUAACGUCAACAAAGACGUUCUGCCCGCUAAGAUAUUAGGACAAUCUACACAUGAUAGUGCCUUUCCUCCCCAACAGGGGUCAGCUCUCAAUAUCGACACCCGCAAAACAGCUCUCACUGAGAACGACAGCAGUAAUCGAUGGUGCAACAGGGGAUUAAACAAAAAAAGUGAAAGCGUAGGGCCUGAACAAAACCGCAGUCAAUUUUUUCCUUCGUCUAUUCUGGGUAAACCCCCACCUCCCCCAUGUAAGCCGGCCGACCAGGGUGUCUCCGAAACUGUGACUGAAGUAAAAAAGGUGGAACUGUCUGAACCACCAGAGAAAGACAAAUCCAAGAAUCUGAAAAAGAGACUUAGCGAAACAAUUUUUUGUUUGGUGUCUGUACCUGUUACUCCAGUUACCACUGGAACAAUCCGGGAUCAGAAUAACAACAAUGAGAAGUCACCAGACCCAGCGGACAGUCCAAGUGACAACAAAACUGGCCAUUUAACAAACCAAAGUCUCCAAAGCACAUCUUCAGCUGAAGCUGAGUUGCAAGCACUUACUGGUAGCAUAGCGAGCAGCAAAACAAGUAGUCGAGCGAGCAGCAAAAUGUUUAAAAAAGUACCCUGUAGACCCCCUAAAAUAAACCAUUACAAGGAGAUGAAGCUGUCGGGAACGUGGCCUGCAAACCAGUAUAGAGACCAGGAGACACAAACUAGCCCAGAGGUCCAAAAACCUGACUCUGAAAACAAGGAAGCACAACAAGACCCUGUCCCUCCUGGUACUGAAAUCCCUCCUGAAAGCAGCGGUGUAGUGGGCACAGGCUUCAGCUUUCCUAUAAAGGGAGUGAAGAGCCUGAAACUGUCAAGCAACAGCGCCUUCUCCCUAACCGCCACCUUCUCCAACCAGCUGAACAAGAGCACAGCUCAGCAGCCAGCAGUACCACCCUCAGGAAAUGUGGAGGAGACCAAACCAGCAGCAAGUGGUGGGCAGGAGCCAUUUGAGCAGUUACUGCUGAGACCAGCCAGCCAGCGCCCAUGGGAUGCUGUCAAAGAGCUGGAGACCAUCAAAAAAGAGGUACAGGAUCAAGAGCAGCAGCAGCAGGAGCAGAGCAGCAAACAGCCCAGUGUUGACAAGUGCAUAGAGGACCUCAACGAGGCCUACAAAGACAUCUUGGAGCUAGGCACUGCCAGCAAUAAAGUCCCAAACGGUUCUGUUCAAAUCCCUGAGCGUAUCAAAAUCCGAUUGACAUCAGAACCUCUCAACAAACCCAGCAGCCUUAGGCGCAGUGCAGUCAGCUGGUCUGUUGACCCAGAAUACAGGGAAGUCAAGAGCGCCUUCUCCAGGCCCGCAACAAAGUCUGUGACCUUCAGCAAGCAACUUAGGGAGGAGCUUCCCGUCCCACCUCGGGAGACAGGUUUCAGAGAAUACAGGGUUCUAACGCAUCUUUCGCGCAGACGGAGCAACGACGGCAGGACAGUGAAACUGGACCUGCCAGAUGAGCCUAUUGAGACACCACUUUGCGACUUCAGUCCGACAACCAGCACCGCAGCAGCUGAGGUGCCGUGGGCAGAUAGGCAGCCCAUGCAGGACGCCUCUACGCUCACCAGUCCUCCCGAUUAUGAGGACAUAUGCCAGACUUUGCGUCACCCCAGAGACCCGGCGGACGGCAGCAAUGCGGCCGCAGGCCAUAUUAGAUCUAAUGGCACCGGGACGCCUCAAGAUCUCAGCGCCGAAUCAGAGGAGGAUUGCCCUAUUUGUAAAAGAGAGCUGGAGAAUCAGAUGAGACAGGGCCCAUUGCCUCCACUUCACGAGGAGAACAGCUCAGAUAGCUCGACCAAUCAAAACGGCAGUCCACCGCGACGUGCUGCUUUGGAAAGUCCGGCAGGAGAUACAGAAGCAGAGGAGCUGAAAGACUCAAGUUUGAAUCGGUCAGGGUCUGGGCAGUGUGCUGAGAUACGGGAGCAGCAUUCAAUGACACUGGAAAUUGUGGGAGUGGGUGAGAAAACGGACAAUGCUCAGGCAGAAAACGCAGUUACUCCCGCUGGGAGCAUCCCUCCAAAUGGAGCCACGGAGGAGAGCCCGUCCACAACAGCAAUUGAUGCGCCAGCAGACCCCCAAGUCACAGCGGCACAGAGUGCCGGUGAGACAGCAACUAAGGAAGGAGAGUUAGGAGAGAAGGAAGCCAUUACAGGAAAAACAGCUGCGGGCGUCGCACCCAAACAGGCAGCUGAAGUGAGAAGUGAGUGUGAGGGACUAGAUGGUUCGAUGCCUGAUGACAAGCAGGAGCAAGAGAAGAAGCCAUUUGCUGCUCCAGAGCAUCGAUUCGGCCCGUGGGCUCAUCUGGGGCGAGACCACCCGGGUCUACCGGAGUUUCCGCCAGACAGACUGCCACUUUCAGUUCCCCCAAACCUAGACCGGAGGCUGUCUCUUAGUUUAGAGGGGGAGAGGAGAAGCAAGGGCCCCGCCCAGCGAAUGGAGGAUUUGCAGACCAAGCUGGCCAUUUCCCCGGGUCGCGUGGCAGUGGAGCGCCUGGACCGGAUGAGGGAGGUGGACAUCAUGUAUCGCGUGAGGCGCCUCAGCAUCAGGAGUACCGACUCUGGGGAGGGUGAGGCGGAGGGGGAGGGCAAGGACGAACAAGAGGAGAAGCCUCACCCCGCUCCUCAGGGAGACAAGGAGAACGAUCAAGAUUGGGAGGUCACCCAUUCACGGCAGAUCUCCCAGAAGACAGUGUUGCAAGACGAGGAGAAUUCAUCUCUCUCAGAACCCCAUGAUCCCAGCCGAGUGGAGACAGCGUAGAAAGACUGCGUCCAACAUCUCCAUCUGAGGUUUUUAGCUCCAACACUGUGACCUGGCUGCCUACUAGAAUGCCUUCAUCUCAUCUUGACACUAAAAUGGCCUUCUUGUCCGACAAGAGCAUUGUGAACACCCUCACCCUCGGCGCUGCGUUGACUACUUAGAGUGCUGUUCCACUGCCAAAGGGAGGUGCCCCUUUAACUUGUGGGGCAACUUCCACUUCAAUAUCCCUCCCCGGCCUUCCCAAUCUCACCUCCCACAACCCCCUCCGUCCUCCAUCCCCAAGCCCAUCCUCCUGUAGGGUUUUUACUAGUUAAGUCUUCUUGUAGCGGCUUGUCCUUUCUAUUCUACCCUCCCUAUGCUUUUUUCAUUGGCAGACAUUAUGCAAUUCUGUCGUGCAUACUUAGAACUUCUAAAAUAAACAAAUCUAUUUGUUUACGGGCGAGCUGUUAAGGAUAUGAAUGUAAGCGUUUAUGUUUAACCUAACGUAGACUUAGAAGGGUUAUCGUCACAAACCUGUUGUUGCAUUUAAACUACACCAAAAUAAACUGCGUAUCUGAUUGUCGUGGUGAGGCGACACCUGUUUUAGAACUGGGCAUCACUGUCUCUGGCUCAAGAACUGUUUUGAUUUUCAGAUCAAUCAGCCUUUCUUUUGUAAAAUUUGAACAACAUUGUGCCCUUUCUCGUUGCUUUUUUACACACUGCAACCACAAACCCAUAGCGCUCUUCAAUGAAGAGUGACUACACCACAUGGCGUGGUAGACUAGUAACCUAUCAUACGUUACCUUGGUUCUACGCUGGAGAGGGAGAGCUGCCUUCUUUCACCAGAUGUGUGUUAGUCCUCUGAUCAAUCCGAUGUAUAGCUCCCAUUUCCAUGUAAUUUCAGGAAGCAAUAAAGGCACGGAUUGAGUCCAAGUGGCGGUUGGCAAAUUUGGUAAAUUUAAAAGAUGGAUAUAGGGAUUAAGAACAAAAAAAGAUAGGUAGAGCAAUAUUGUUGUACAAACAGCUCGGUGGUGUAGUUGAGCUACCUGUAGGAACCAUUGUCAGAAGUUUUAAUGUGUACGUGUCAUUCAAAUCAUAUUACAGGGAUAUGGAAUCGUGUCAGGGUAUAUGGGCGCUUACUUCAUGAUAUAUAUCUAUGUUCACACAUCUGUAUCGCAAAAAGACGCCAUUUCACGGAAGAUUUAUUUUUUUUAUCAUCAAAUUGUUAGUCCGUUUGCAUAAUGUACAAAAUAAAGUAUAUUUUAAAUAUUUUCAGAGAUAUUUUGUAUUUAGCCAUGACAUUUUAUUUCUCCACACUUCAAGCUGAAAGUAUCAUAUGUCCGUAUAGAAUCGUACUGAGAGUAGACAUAAUUUUCUAGUGCUUUAAAUCUAAGUGAUAUAAAGAGGGGUGGCGCUGUGGUGUGCCUUCAUCACACGGUUCGGUUUCAGUGGGCGACAGGGUUCAUCAUCGCCAGUGUUGAUGUGGUGGAAACUUUUUGAUUGUGCCAUGAUUUCCUAUUUGAUAGUGCUUUUUCAUACGCUAACAGAGUCAAUGUUGGACAGUCUUUGUGAUAUUCGAUACAUCAAUCCAUCUCAGCUGUAAUUCCUAUGUUGGUGGUCAGACAUGACCGGUGUCUUAUUUUUGUCUUUGUAUGUCUUCCAAUUCAAAUCAUGUAUUGUUAUGUUGUUGGUUCCUCGAAAACAUUCUUAGAAAUAAAAUUGGGAAAUGUUUUUUCUUUUCCUUCCUUCCCCACCUUCCUUUCCCUCCUCCUGCUUACCUCCUACUUUCUUUCUUGGUUUCUGUCAUUCCACAGUGUGUUCAUUUUGUGUAAAAUGUUCUGCCGUUCCUAACACUUAUUGCACUAAAGGAUUCAAUGCAGUAUGCUAUUUUUGGCUAAAAACCACAAAUUUGCCAAAAAAACAACUACUAAAACAGAUUUCCUUUUGGAAAAUUCAAGGGUUUUUAAUACAUUUUGAAUAAUCACUCAAAACUUAAUUAAUGAAAAAACAAUCCUGUGGAUGGAAAAAGUCUGCAGUUAAGUGGUUUUCUCCAUAACAGCAGCACUGCAUUGGUUUAAUGUAUCAACAGAUUUGUAGUAAACCACCACUGUUUAAUCACUUACCAAGUAUCACAUAAUUGUUAUGUAGCAUUUUACAGUUGUAGCAUUUUAUCAACUCAGAACUUUGUCUUGUAUUUCAAACAUUUCUUGUAAAUUUGGAAUAAUCAUGUCGCCUUAUUAUGUGUGCAUUACAUUAUACUCCAGGCAAUGCCAAAUAUUAACCUGCUAAGCACUGUUUCAUACCUUCGGUUUUUUCAAACAACUUACUGCUCUGCCAUCCCUCUGGCUGGAGUGGUACAGUAGCAUUGUGGAUAGUUUCUGCUCUUCAUGCCGUAAAUCUGUAGGGAACAUUGAAUCAAAACUGUGAACUUCAAAUAAUACAAAAAGCAUAAUUUCAAAAAGUACAGGAUGAGCUCCAGUGUUUCAAGACAACUACACAGUCAGCAUCACUGGGAGGACAAGCUGGCAAGGCCAUAAUUACUGAAUCAUCUCAUUUUCAAUUCAUUUUGCAGACUGAAAGGCUCAGCCUUGGUCUUGUGUGUAAACUGCCCCCGACGACAUUUGAAAAGCUAUUUCAGUACAUACGCCCCCCAAAUAAUUGGCAUGUCAGAUACACUUGAACAUAGUGUCAUUUGACUUUUUGUACUGCAGGUUAUGUGCAACAUGAAGUAAUUAUGCACACUUGUAAUAUUUUCUAUUUUCAUAUGAGAUUUAAGUGCUUUUUUGUACUCACUGACAUUUUUUUUCUUCCUUGCAUGUAAUGCAAGAAAGAGGAGGAAAAAAAUGUUUUUCAUAAAGUAUAUUUGCAUUUGGUACUCCAAUAGUAAAUUGAGUGGGCAAACAUUAUGUUUCAUAAUUUAAUUUAUAAAACUAUGCCAAGUAUUUAAAAGCUAUUUUUAGAGUAUAUAAAAAACUCAUUCAUUUUUUUUCCUUUAAGACAUGCCUUUAUCUUUGUAUCUAUAAAUAUGAGCAUAAUCCAUAGUCAUAUGAUUGUGCUACUGUUGUAUGAUACUGCAGUCUGAUUCAUAAAUAAACUCUUUGCAUGAAA
Messenger RNA from Gasterosteus aculeatus aculeatus (three-spined stickleback), 7599 nucleotides. RefSeq names its product junctional cadherin 5 associated b (gene jcadb). NCBI's taxonomy places the organism in Eukaryota, Metazoa, Chordata, Actinopteri, Perciformes, Gasterosteidae. The record is from RefSeq and is a predicted model, not a curated record. Gene Ontology annotation, cellular component: adherens junction; ruffle membrane. Gene Ontology annotation, biological process: positive regulation of blood vessel endothelial cell proliferation involved in sprouting angiogenesis.